AUGGAUAUUGUGAAGCCGGCUGGCAAGGUUCUUCCUGUAGUGAAGCAUAAACUGUUUUUGUCACUUUUCGAGUAUGUUUUAACAGGAAAGAAAACAUGUGUAAACAGAGAUUCUCGCCCUCAUGUGUUUUUAAUAUUCGGAAAUAUAUUGCUGAAACUGAAAGGUCAAGUUAAUACACAGAUGUCUUCUGUGGCUCAUAACUGGACGGCAAAUCGUGCCAUUGACGGACGUGUUGGUCCAGAUCCUGAUACAUGUCACUGCUGCAGUGGAACGGAAAAUUCUCAGCUUUCAUGGUGGAAGCUUGAUUUAAGCCAAAAAAUUUCAAUCAAGUCGAUUGUCAUUUACAGCAGGGACGAAGAAAGUUAUUACCAACACUUGAAAGGCUUUCGGUUAUAUCUUACAAACAACACUGCGCAAGACUCAUCCGCCAUAAAUACCAAUACCAAUACAAACAUUACUGGCAACGCUUACGAAAUUAAUGUACCAAACACUUUGGCAAGAUAUGUAACUAUAAAGAGACCAGGGGUGCUAACAAUAUGUGAAGUUAUGAUCUUUGAAGGAGAGUGCAGGAUGGGAACAUAUGGUGAAGAAUGUAUGAAGGAGUGCCACUGUGCAGACAACAAACCGUGUAAUAAAGAAAGCGGACAGUGCCAAACAUUAAUUUGUAAAACAGGCUGGAAAGGAACGGCUUGCGACCAAGGAUGCCCACAAGAUAGAUUUGGUGACGGAUGCAAAGAACGCUGUUUUUGUGCGGAAGAUACCUGCACAACUAGCUACGGUGCAUGUCCUGGCAACUGCAGGCAAGGGUAUCACGGUCCUCAUUGCAACAUAGGUAUAACUAUCUUAAAGUCUGUUAUAAAUGAUAAAUAA
Messenger RNA from Mercenaria mercenaria, 870 nucleotides. RefSeq lists its product as uncharacterized. The transcript has 6 exons. Lineage: Eukaryota; Metazoa; Mollusca; Bivalvia; Venerida; Veneridae. Bases 1 to 870 code for a protein of 289 amino acids. The record is from RefSeq and is a predicted model, not a curated record.